Malaclemys terrapin pileata is the source of this 6293-nucleotide messenger RNA. Its product is annotated as zinc finger protein 420-like. The record is from RefSeq and is a predicted model, not a curated record. The transcript is spliced from 16 exons. Gene Ontology annotation, biological process: negative regulation of transcription by RNA polymerase II. Gene Ontology annotation, molecular function: DNA-binding transcription repressor activity, RNA polymerase II-specific. The coding region runs from base 33 to 3443 and encodes 1136 amino acids. Lineage: Eukaryota; Metazoa; Chordata; Testudines; Emydidae.
CUUCCUGUCCCCUUUGUGUUUGCAGCGGAGCCAUGGCCGGGGCCGGCGGCCCGGCGCGGAGGCUGCUCCCGCCCUGCAGCCGGCGGGGCAGCGCGGAGGCACUAGAAGAGUGUCUGGCCCCUCUGCGAAAAGAGAGAGAAAUAGACAAAGCUGAGGAGGAGCGGCAAAGUGAGGAGCUGCUGAAACAGACGGAAGUCGAGAGGCAGAAGAUCGUCUGGGAGUGGAAGGAGCUGCAGGAGUUUCUGGAGGAGCAGGAGCAGCGGCUGCUGUCCCAGUUGGAAGAGCUAGAGAGAGCCAUUGUCCAGAGAAGGGAUGAGGGCCUCUGCAAACUUUCCGGGGAGAUUUCUGUGCUCAGUGAGAGAGGAGGAGAGAAGGAGCAGCAGCCACUGAGCCAAUCCCUGCAGACUCCAAAGGCGCCUGCCCUGCAGAGCGGGAGGUCUCCCCAGCCUUGGACACCCCACCUGACUGCAUCUCCUUUCUCUCCCUCUCAGGGUGCUGGAAGCACUGGGAGCAGCAGGGAGGCCGGGAAGUUUCAGAAGCCAGAGCCAGGGUUUGUGGUGCUGGAGAAGAGACUCUGCGAUUUCUCUCUGAAAAGUGCCGUCCUGCAAGACGUGCUGCUGGGAUUCAAAGAGACGCUGCGACUGGAGCUGGGGAGCGACACAGGCUGCAGAACAACAUCCACGUUCCACUCCAGAUGGGCCCAGCCUCCCAGGGGACGGGGAAGGGAAAUGGUUGCCGUGGAGCUGGCUCAGGGGCUGGUGACCUUUGAGGAGGUGGCUGUGUAUUUCACCAGGGAAGAGUGGGCUCUGCUGGACCCUGCUCAGAGAGACCUCUACUGGGAUGUCAUGCAAGAGAACUAUGAGAAGGUGACCACGCUGGGGUUACCAGUUUCCAAGCCUGAGGUGAUGUCCCAGCUGGAACGAGGAGAAGAGCUGUGGGUCUCAGAUCUCCAGGGCUCUGAGGAAAGAGAGCUUCUGAGAGGAACCUACACAGGAGAUGGUGGGAUGGUGAGUGAGAACGGGGAGCAGAAUCCACAGCAGGAAGAGACUGAGCAUGUGGAACCGCACUGGGAAGUAUCACAAAGAACGAAGGGGGACAUGUCCAGGAGUCCUGAGGAGAGGCAGCAGGGAAACCAGCCAGGGGAGAAAAUGGGCAAAUCCAUCAAUUGUGAGGAAAAUCACAAGGACCUCCGGGAAACCACAGCCCAGCAGAGAAUCCUCAUGGGAGAAAGGAAACACGUAUGCCCUGAGUGUGGAAGAAACUUCAGUAGACGCUCACACCUUAUUCACCAUGAGCGAAUCCACACAGGGGAGAGACCCUAUGAAUGCUGUGAGUGUGGGAAAAACUUCACUCGGCGCUCAGACCUUAUUAGACACCAGAAAACCCACACAGACGAGAGUCCCUAUGAAUGUUGUGAGUGCGGGAAAGCCUUCAUUUACUGCUCAGACCUGAGGAGACAUCAGAGGAUCCACAGGAGACAGAGACCCUAUGAAUGCUGGUUACCAGUUUCCAAGCCUGAGGUGAUGUCCCAGCUGGAACAAGGGGAAGAGCUGUGGGUCUCAGAUCUCCAGGGCUCUGAGGAAAGAGAGCUUCUGAGAGGAACCUGCACAGGAGAUGGUGGGAUGGUGAGUGAGAACGGGGAGCAGAAUCCACAGCAGGAAGAGACUGAGCAUGUGGAACCGCACUGGGAAGUAUCACAAAGAAUGAAGGGGGACGUGUCCAGGAGUCCUGAGGAGAGGCAGCAGGGAAACCAGCCAGGGGAGAAAAUGGGCAAAUCCAUCAAUUGCGAGGAAAAUCUCAAGGACCUCCAGGAAACCACAACCCAGCAGAGAAUCCUCAUGGGAGAGAGGAAACACAUAUGCCCUGAGUGUGGGAAAAACUUCAGUAGACGUUCACACCUUAUUCACCAUGAGCGAAUCCACACAGGAGAGAGACCCUAUGAAUGCUGUGAGUGUGGGAAAAACUUCACUCGGCGCUCAGACCUUAUUAGACACCAGAAAACCCACACAGACGAGAGUCCCUAUGAAUGUUGUGAGUGCGGGAAAGCCUUCAUUUACUGCUCAGACCUGAGGAGACAUCAGAGGAUCCACAGGAAACAGAGACCCUAUGAAUGCUGGUUACCAGUUUCCAAGCCUGAGGUGAUGUCCCAGCUGGAACAAGGGGAAGAGCUGUGGGUCUCAGAUCUCCAGGGCUCUGAGGAAAGAGAGAUCCUGAGAGGAACCUGUCCUGGAGAUGGUGGGAUGGUGACUGAGAACGGGGAGCAGAAUCCACAGCAGGAAGAGACUGAGCAUGUGGAACCGCACUGGGAAGUAUCACAAAGAACGAAGGGGGACGUGUCCAGGAGUCCUGAGGAGGGGCAGCAGGGAAACCAGCCAGGGGAGAAAAUGGGCAAAUCCAUCAAUUGUGAGGAAAAUCUCAAGGACCUCCAGGAAACCGCAGCCCAGCAGAGAAUCCUCAUGGGAAAGAGGAAACACAUAUGCCGUGAGUGUGGGAAAAACUUCAGUAAACACUCAUACCUUAUUCACCAUGAGCGAAUCCACACGGGAGAGAGACCCUAUGAAUGCUGUGAGUGUGGGAAAAACUUCACUCGGCGCUCAGACCUUAUUAGACACCAGAAAACCCACACAUGCGAAAGCCCCUAUGAAUGCUGUGAGUGCGGGAAAAGCUUCAUUUACUGCUCAGACCUGAGGAGACAUCAGAGGAUCCACAGGAGACAGAGACCCUAUGAAUGCUGGUUACCAGUUUCCAAGCCUGAGGUGAUGUCCCAGCUGGAACGAGGGGAAGAGCUGUGGGUCUCAGAUCUCCAGGGCUCUGAGGAAAGAGAGCUUCUGAGAAGAACCUUCCCAGGAGAUGGUGGCAUGGUGAGUGAGAACGGGGAGCAGAAUCCACAGCAGGAAGAGACUGAGCAUGUGGAACCGCACUGGGAAGUAUCACAAAGAACGAAGGGGGACGUGUCCAGGAGUCCUGAGGAGAGGCAGCAGGGAAACCAGCCAGGGGAGAAAAUGGGCAAAUCCAUCAAUUGUGAGGAAAAUCUCAAGGACCUCCAGGAAACCGCAGCCCAGCAGAGAAUCCUCAUGGGAAAGAGGAAACACAUAUGCCCUGAGUGUGGGAAAAACUUCAGAAGUCGCUCACACCUUAUUAACCAUGAGCGAAUCCACACAGGAGAGAGACCCUAUGAAUGCUGUGAGUGUGGGAAAAACUUCAUUCGACGCUCACACCUUAUUAGACACCAGAGGAUCCACACCGGUGAGCGACCCUAUGAAUGUUGUGAGUGCGAAAAAACCUUCAUUUACCGCUCAGACCUGAGGAGACAUCAGAGGAUCCAUACAGGACAGAGACCCUAUGAAUGCUGUGAGUGCGGGAAAAGCUUCCAUCAGGGGUCACACCUUAUUUAUCAUCAGAGAAUCCACCAGGGAAAUAAACACCAUAAAAUCCUUAUUUAGGGCUGGCAAAACAUAUAUUUUUUUCUUUAAUUUUUUUGGGUACUUCCUACAUGUGGCCUUUAAGGUUGUUAGUGCCAUUUACAUCAUUGUGGUCUCAGCUCCCCCAUGUGAAUUGUCUGGUUCUGCUUUUUGCAGCUAGCCCUUCUUUGGGGGGAUCCCCAAAGCCCCUUUCUGACAGCUGCUUCGUUCUAUGGGUCGUGGGAGUGUGAGUCCAUCUUACUAGGAAUGUGCAUCAGCCCCAGGUGGGGGGAACACGAAUGACCUCAGUUAGCUGCAUUGUGGUAAAAUCUACCUGGGCCUUGGCUCCAUUAGCAUUUUUUGCAGUUAGCCAGCUUGAGGGAACUAUCCGGAUGGAAAAUCCCAACUCUGUUUUCUGCGCUGACAUGGCCCAAGUACAAUAGUCUGGGUAGCUAGCACUUUUUCCCUUGACUUGUCCUAACCUUCUCCACUUUUCCUAGUCUAGACAAACCAUUAUCAUGAUGCUAAAACUUUUGUAAAUAACACAACUCAAUAAUAAUGAGAGAGUGCUGAGUGAAGCAGGUUUCAGUGGAUCAGAGGAGAAUGCAGUGGGAAAAUCUGUGGUUCUCAUUCUGAGUCAUCAGAUGUAACCUGCUCUAGAAUCUCAUUCCAUCUGAAACUGAAAAUGUCUUAUACCUCUGUGAGCAGGGUCGGAUUUCCAACUAGGCACAGCGGGCAGGUUGCCAAGUAUGCAAUUUCCUGCCCAAUGGGCGAUUUUUAGCUGUCAGUUGCCAGGGAUUUUAGCAGUUGCAAGUUGCAGUAUUUUGGGCUGUUUUGGUGCCCUGCUGCCACUGGCCACACUGCUCAGGAGGGAGGAGCCUCCUGAUCUGUCCCGUCCCUUGCCGAGAUGCCCCACACUCCGCUUGUCUCGCGUCGUGCCCCCUCCCCUUCGGUGACAUUUGCAGCAUGUGGAGAAUUCUUGUCCGAGGGAGGCAGAAUUUUUUUUUCUGCAGAAAUAUGCUGCAGUUCUGUCUUUUGCCCACCAGAGGCCACUGUGGUACCGGAACAGCCUGAGCUGGCUGAGGCUGACUGGUCCGGCGGGCAGCGGCUGGCAGGCGGGUGGCGGGGGGGGUCAUCAGACUGCAGGAUCUAUGAAUGUUGAGUCCUGAUUUUAUGCUUUGAUCUCUUGGUUUUGGUCUUGUGUUUUAUGACUUUGUAUCGCAUCUCCAUCUCCUGCUACUUUGAAAGAUUAAAAAGUGUGAAAAUAGAAUAGAAGGUUUUUCUCAUGUUGCAAACCUUGCCACACAGUGUGAGACCCCUUCCACCAACGCUUAUGGCAGAAGAGCCGUAAAUAAACUAACUUCCAGAAAUGGAAGGCACCCAUAUAAAAAUACUGCUAAGGCAUGCAGGAGUUAAAUCAGGAAGGCCAAAUCACACUUGGAGUUGCAGCUAGCAAGAGAUGUUAAGAGUAACAAGAAGGAUUUCUUCAUUUAUGUUAGCAACAAGAAGAAAGUCAAGGAAAGUGUGGGCCCCUUACUGAAUGAGGGAGACAACCUAGUGACAGAGGAUGUGGAAAAAGCUAAUGUACUCAAUGCUUUCUUUUGCCUCUGUCUUCUCGAACAAGGUCAGCUCCGAGACUACUGAACUGGGCAGCACAGCAUGGGGAGGAGGUGACCUUCCCUCUGUGGAGAAAGAAGUGGUUUGGGACUAUUUAGAAAAGCUGGACGAGCAUGAGUCCAUGGGGCCAGAUGCACUACAUCCGAGAGUGCUAAAGGAGUUGGCGGAUGUGAUUGCAGAGCCAUUGGCCAUUACCUUUGAAAACUCAUGGCAAUUGGGGGAGCUCCUGGAUGACUGGAAAAGGUUAAUGUAGUGCCCAUCUUUAAAAAAGAGAAGAAUGAGUAUCCAGGGAACUACAGGCCAGUUAGCCUCACCUCAGUCCCUGGAAUAAUCUUGGAGCAGGUCCUCAAGGAAUCACGGCAUUUUGGGCUGUGUAAGUAGGGGCAUUGCCAGCAGAUCGAGGGACGUGAUCAUUCCCCUCUAUUCAACAUUGGUGAGGCCUCAUCUGGAGUACUGUGUCCAGUUUUGGGCCCCACACUACAAGAAGGAUUGGAAAAAUUGGAAAGAGUCCAGCGGAGGGCAACAAAAAUGGUUAGGGGGCUGGAGCACAUGACUUAUGAGGAGAGGCUGAGGGAACUGGGAUUGUUUAGUCUGCAGAAGAGAAGAAUGAGGGGGGAUUUGAUAGCUGCUUUCAACUACCUGAAAGGGGGGUCAAAGGAGGAUGGAUUUAGACUGUUCUCAGUGGUAGCAGAUGACAGAACAAGGAGUAAUGGUCUCAAGAUGCAGUGGGGGAGCUCUACGUUGGAUAUUAGGAAAAACUUUUUCACUAGGAGGGUGGUGAAGGACUGGAAUGAAUUACCUAGGGAGGUGGUGGAAUCUCCUUCCUUAGAGGUUUUUGAGGUCAGGCUUGACAAAGUCCUGGCUGGGAUGAAUUAGUUGGAGAUUGGUCCUGCUUUGAGCAGGGGGUUGGACUAGAUGACCUCCUGCGGUCCUUCAUAUCCCUGAUAUUCUAUGAUUCUAUAUGGGUGUAAACCACAACUUUACAGAAGGGUUCACUUUGUGGAAAUUGGUGUUAAAUUGGAAUUAAAAGAAAGUAAUAUAUAAGAUUUUUGUUACCCGUGAGAAUGAAAUUAAACAUGAGGUUAAUUAUUUGUUAAUGAAGAAGGAAGAGACUAAUUAUGUGAUGACUUUCAACUUUCCAAUAUAAUUCUGAUUUAUGUUGUUUUCUUUUUAUUGGUAAUAUAGGAAAUGGUGGCUAAUCCUUAAAGGGUUGUUUGAUGUAUUUUACUCCUUUCUGACUAAGGAAUUCUGAAAUAAAACUUUACUCCAAAGGUU